AUGCUUCAGACGACAGACUUCAACAAGGGAGCUGAAGUUCAGCGCCGUGGAUACCGGUUUCCAGCUCUACCGGGCCGUCCAUUCCCGUUAUCAAUGGGAGAUGAUCGACGUUUUAAGGAUGCAGAAAGGGCUAUUUUGAAAGACUCGUCAAAUAAGUUUUUGUCUAUUCCAGAUCCAAAUGAAGGUGUGCUGAAGGUAGCAACCAGAGUUGCCGUCACCGACAUUAAACCAGUAGUAGAUGAGAGCCUAGAGAUAAUCGUGCACUUGCAGUCUGUGUGGACAGACGGACGUCUGCAGGUAGCGUCCCUGGCCCCAAACCAGAGCGUUGCGCUUCCGGAAGUGCUACUGUGGCGGAUGUGGACGCCGGAUGUGUACCUGGAACCCGAGUGGAAUAGCGCGGGAGUUGAUGAGAAAAGGGGUGUCCGAAUGUUCGCUUCCGGCGUUAUGGGCGAGAGUAGGAGGAUGAAGGCGACGGUACCAUGUGAGGUUAGCCAUGCCUGGCUGGCCAAGGAGAGGAUGAAGGCGACGGUACCAUGUGAGGUUAGCCAUGCCUGGCUGGCCAAGGAGAGAAUAUAUCUCCUAGAUUCGCACCACGAUGAGGAAUUAGAACUGUACUGGUUGCUGGAUGAGCCCCUGCAGCUUAAGUUCAGCGCCGUGGAUACCGGCUCCCAGCUCUACCGGGCCGUCCACUCCCGUUGUGAAUGGGAGAUGAUUGAUGGUCAUCCGUCAUCAUGUUUGGAGGUUCAGUUUCACAUUACUCGGAAGUUCAAGUCGAUCUUGUUCCGUGUGUACCUACCAAGCUUUCUGGCGGUCAUGAUGGCAUGGGCAAGCUUCUGGAUUCACCGUGACGAGGCGUCCGCGCGCAUCAAGCUUGGGACGCUUGUCAGCUGGGUGGUUGUCACAGAGUACAUGUCCAUCGAGUAUGCCUUCCCGCGGUACCUUGACUACCCGGCAGGAAACGUGUGGAUGAUUGGCUGUGUCGUGUUCACCUGGUUGUCCUUUAUCCUAUACGUGGCGAUCCACGUGGUCCGCCGGAAGGAGAAGACGGCCGCGCGCCACGAGGAUGAACGUGAGAAGGCGAAGGACAAGUACCAUAAACGGACCGGGGAGCGCCUUCAGACGGCCAUGUUGACAAACGAGGACUAA
Messenger RNA from Mya arenaria, 1146 nucleotides. RefSeq names its product glycine receptor subunit alpha-2-like. Lineage: Eukaryota; Metazoa; Mollusca; Bivalvia; Myida; Myidae. Gene Ontology annotation, molecular function: transmembrane signaling receptor activity; neurotransmitter receptor activity; chloride channel activity. Gene Ontology annotation, biological process: chemical synaptic transmission; nervous system process; chloride transmembrane transport. The record is from RefSeq and is a predicted model, not a curated record. The transcript has 10 exons. Bases 1 to 1146 code for a protein of 381 amino acids. Gene Ontology annotation, cellular component: synapse; neuron projection; membrane.